UUCUUUUUCUACUGUAUGUUGCCUGCUGAAACACAGAGAAAGACUUCAGCUAGCUGCGAACCAAAACCAGGGCAAUGGCAUCUCUAGCAACCUUUGCGUCCGUGCAAACUGCCACCGUCAAGGGCCUUGGUGGUAGCUCCCUCACUGGAACAAAGCUCUGCAUCAAGCCAUCUCGCCAGAGCUUGAGACCCAAAAACAUGAGGAGUGGCGCUGUGGUAGCAAAGUAUGGUGAUAAGAGUGUGUACUUUGAUUUGGACGAUCUGGGCAACACUACUGGGCAGUGGGACUUGUACGGAUCAGAUGCACCUUCUCCCUACAACCCUCUUCAGAGCAAGUUUUUCGAGACAUUUGCAGCGCCAUUCACCAAGAGAGGAUUGCUGCUCAAGUUCUUGAUCUUGGGAGGUGGCUCCACCCUAGCUUACCUGAGUGCUACAGCUUCUGGUGACAUUCUGCCAAUCAAGAAGGGCCCUCAACUUCCACCAAAGCUCGGGCCACGUGGCAAGAUCUAAUUUAGCCUUUACAUUUUAUGUAUCUAUCUUCUUUUGACUUUGCAAGUUUUUGUAAAGUAACCUUUAAGAAUUAAGACCCUGUUAUGGAUUCAGUAUAUCCAUUUUCAGUUCGAUUUGGGGCA
This is a messenger RNA of Hevea brasiliensis (rubber tree), 631 nucleotides long. Its product is annotated as photosystem I reaction center subunit VI, chloroplastic. The record is from RefSeq and is a predicted model, not a curated record. Bases 75 to 509 code for a protein of 144 amino acids. Gene Ontology annotation, biological process: photosynthesis. NCBI's taxonomy places the organism in Eukaryota, Viridiplantae, Streptophyta, Magnoliopsida, Malpighiales, Euphorbiaceae. Gene Ontology annotation, cellular component: photosystem I reaction center; photosystem I; chloroplast thylakoid membrane. The transcript is spliced from 3 exons.